CUUUCACUCAGUGCUUCUGGACCUUCAGCAGAACUUCUUAAGUUCAACCCAAACUGAGGACAUGAGCUGCAACAACAAAGGAUCCCGGCCUUGGGGGCAAACACAUUCUGGUAAUUCGCAAUGUCCUCCCGUGCCUUGCCCCCCGGCACCGUGCCCUCCUCCUGUCCAUUGCCCGGUGAAGCCCCCUUGUGGAGGCCAUGGGGAGAAGCCUGCGGGAUGUCAUGGAGACAGUCACACUCAAGGAGACUGUGAUGGACACGGUCAUGGACAUGGACAUCAUGAUCAUCAUGGACAUGGACAUGGACAUGGACAUGGACAUGGACAUCAUGAUCAUCAUGGACAUGGACAUGGACAUGGACAUGGACAUGGACAUCAUGAUCAUCAUGGACAUGGACAUGGACAUGGACAUCAUGGACAUGGGCAUCAUGGCCAUCAUCAGGGACACAAACAUAAGAAGUGUCACAAGAAGGGCAAAGAAUGUCACAAGUCAUCCAGCAGCUCCAGCAGUUCCAGCAGCAGCAGCGACUCCGAUUAGAUCUUCUCAAGAGAAAGUACUUAGCUCAGACUCUCCAGAAUCAGAAUCAGCUUUAUUGCCAUGGUCAGCGGGGAUCCCACCUACUAGAAAAGUGCUUUGGAAUAACAUGCAGUCAAAAACAUAAUAAAAAUAAUAAUUAAAAUAAAAUUUAAUAAACAGUGAUAAUAUAAACAACUCACUCCAGAGGUGUUUUGUAUCAAUCUGAAUGGCAUGAAACAGAAUGUUCAAUCACAUCUGAGUCUUUGUCUCUGACACAAUAUUCCUUUGUGGCUCAUGAAUAUUGGUAUUUAUUCUCACCGUUUUUUCCCCAACACGAAUAAAGAAGUGCAGUAUUGACAGUGGAGAGGGAUGAAAUGUACUUCUGGGUCAUAGUGCGCAUUAGUUGUGUUGGAGACAAUCGUGGACACGGUCAUUGUUAUCAUUUCCUCCUCAUCAUAGUAACUGCUGAGUCAUCAGUCAUCUCAAGAUCAAAGUCCAGGAAAAUGACUUGAUUCUAAAUGUUGUAAAUAUGGCUGAAUAAACCUGACUCGUUUUUCUCUUUUGGUAUAUUUAUGAUGUUUACACGUCACGUGAUGAUGAACUCAACCUGCAUUAUUUGUAAGAUAACUAACUAAUGCAUGCAAUACAUGUUACAACACAUGAAAAUGACAUGUUAGAAGGUACAUUUUGAAUGGAACAUGACACUCUGUUUUCCAUGUUUGACAAUGUACCGUCCCUCUUUAUGACCCGUCUGCCUCCUUGUUCCAUAGUGCUCGAAUAGUAAUAAUAAUAAAAGAGAUCCUUAUGUGAAUCAGCGGUGGACAAUAAACAUUGCAGUAUCCCAGUAGUGUCUUCAGGAUUUUAUUUUUUAUCGCUUCGGAUUCUGUUUUGCAAAUCAAUGAGAGAGUCAUUGUCCACACUAUGAGGAUCUUGCUGGGAAAAAUAACAAUCAAACAGUGAGCGCACAACAGUCAAACAGAUGUGACGGUACCUCGUCUAUUUCAAAUAUAUUUCUUAAAUCUGGAAAUAAUGUUUGCAACACAACUCAUAAUUUUUUUUGAAAUGGGUGUAGUGGUUCGGAAUCUCCAGAAAGUGGUGCCAAUUCGCCGCGCCAGACUGCGCCGGGACGUGGACACGCUGAGACACAUUUUGGGAAUCCAGAAGUUCGACUUGGGGAUUGUCUGCGUCGACAACCAGCGAAUCCAGCACAUUAAUCACGUGUACAGGAAAAAGAACGUCCCCACGGACGUCCUGUCUUUCCCCUUUCACGAGGAUCUGAGGCCUGGGAAGGUGCCCUGCCCCCUGCACCGAGAUGAGCUGAACCUUGGAGACAUUUUUCUGGGUGUGGAGUUUGUCAUGCAGCAGUGUCAGGAGGAGAAGAUGGAUCUGCAUGGAGCUCUGACUGUCGUAACAGCUCACGGUAUUUGUCACCUGCUCGGCUACAGACACGAGACGGAGGAAGAGUGGACUGAGAUGCUGCAGAGAGAAAACUACAUCCUCAGCGAGUACAGCAGACUGACGGGGCGCCACCUGCUGCCGCUGAUGAAGAAGUGCAGCCAGGACACGUGACGAAGACUCUGGAUUCGCUUGGACAUUCAGGAUGGACUCAGACCGAUUAUCGGUCUACUGCUGAAAUCUAAUAAUUGAAUUUUGUAAACAUGGAGCUGGUGAGUAUCUUCUGAUACCAUUUGGGUUUUUAAAAGUUGAUUCUCACAGAAUCAAAGCCUUUUGAAUGUAUGUAAUGCAGUUUACACCGGGUUGUAAACAAGUGGUUUUUGAUCUGGACUUGACGUUUCUUGAGAUGCAGAACGGCUUCUGCUCAUGAAACAUUUGUGAAUGAUUUGGGCAAGGUUCCAUCAGGUCGGCUUUUGGGUACAUUGUUUUUUGUCAAUCUUGAUCAAUGUUGACUGCUUUUUGACAGAACUAUUCUUUCUGGUGCCUGUUUUUUUCCCACCAAGUGUUAUUUUUAUAUUUUAAACCAAAGUUUCAUCAUUUUUUUAAGUCAUUUGCUUUUUAGUCUUUACCUCAUCCUCAGCAAUGCAGGUUAAAAGCUCAGAUCCUAAACUGAACCCUGAUAACUCAACAUGAAGCAUAACUCACAUCCUUGGCCUCAGUGCUCUCAUUGUUCUUCAACACUGAGAACACAGCAGAAACAGAUGUUUGAUCACAACUGCGUGGUGUCCUGGAGACUGAAUUUUUCCAGUUGAAACUUGAAAAUAAAACGUGCUGCUGCUGUUGUUAAGAUCAAAAUGAAAAACUUCCCCAGAACCAAGUCUUCAUUUCACCUUUUAACUUUAUUAAAAUUUUACUGAAAGAAGUGAAGGGGGGUAAAAAAAGGGUCUCAUUUUUUUGCCGUGUCAGCACAAAGUGAUGAUUCGGGUUUCAGCUGUGCAUUUUCUUACAGUAAAGCAACAAAACGGCAAGUCGGCACAAGUCCAUCUGCAAGGUCGCCUUGCGGAACUUCCACUCGAAUAAAUAGAAAAGAAGUCUAAUCUGACAAAACAUUCAGAAACGCUUGUGCAACAAAGUAAAGCUCAUAUACAACAUUUAUAAAACUUGAUUUUCUAUAGGAGGCACACAGCAGCCAGUAGAAACACACACCUGGUUCAGUAUCCGACUGCUUUUUAGAGAACCUGACGAUGCUACACACGCGCGCGCGCAGAAGCGGCCACUUUCAAUCAACAUGAAUAUUGCACCGAACCACCAAACACAAUAGAACCUUCUAGAAAUUAGAUUAUGACCCAUAUUUACAUGUCUUUAGUUGAAAUAAAGGGUUUGCAGUGAGCCAAAGACAAAUCAACACAAAGGAAAACUGAUGGAAGUUUGCCGCCGUGCUGACGCUGUGAAGGAGCACCAGACCACUGGGGCAUCAGUAGUUACACGCCAACAGGAGAGACUCUUGUGGAGGCUCAGAGGGGCUGCAGGACGCUCCUUCCCACCUCUGCAGAAGCUCCGGUUCUCUCCAUCUCUGACAGCUGCUCAAACACGUCCCUGAACGGAACAGAAAUUCAGUUGAGCGUCGAUUGAAGCUUCAGUUAGUCUUCACUGCAUCACUCACUUGUGCAUGUAGAAGAAGAUGUAGCCGCUGCGGUCCCGGUCGCUCUGGACAGCUGACUCGUGCGUGCGAGACACAUCCAGGUCGUUGUAGGUCAGCCACGACUGCUUCUUCAUGUCGUACACGUCGCUGAUGUAGUGACCUGCCGACAGUGAGCGAUGACACAGGUCAAUAGCGUCAGCGCCAGGGCAGGAGAGCAACAGCGUCCAGGCCACUCACCAGAGGACGAGCUGCUGCCAAUGUGACUGACCACACUGAUGAGACGGAAGGAGUUGGACAGGUCGCCAUUCUGGAGAGGAAACAUCAUGCUCAUGUGACCUCACUUUUGUAGGUCAUAAAUCAAUCGAGAGAUACAGCGUGUCACUUGCGCUCUAUACUAAACCCAGAGUGUGCCGGUCUGUACCUCUGCGUUCCUCUUCAGGCUCUCCGUCUCCGCCUCGGUGUAUUCCAUGUCCAGCAGCUCCUCGUUCCCAGAGUCUUCAUCCGAGCACAGGAGGUCAGGCAGGGAGUUGUUGAACUCUGUGAUACAGGACCCUGCCAUUAGGCUGUUUCCAUUUAACAGGGACGUGGGGGUAAAUGGGGGGGGAAAAAAAUGUACCUUGCAGGCUGAGUUCCGUCGCCCUCUUCAGGUCGUCGUCCUCCCUCAUUUCCUGAGCCUCCUACGCCAGAACAAACGGACAUUAAUCCUCAGGUCACUGCGCACCUGCCGUGCUGUGACCAUCGUACAUGCUCUUGCAGACUUUGAGCCAGCGCCUGCUGCAGCUCCUGCUCCUCCCUCUCCUGAUCCAGUCGGUACUGCUGAACCCAGUCCAGCUCCCCCUGCUGGCCGGGCCCCUCGGGAGUCUGGUUCUCUUUAUUUUCAUCCAUGGUCAAAUCCAGGGAGUUGAGCCCAUCUGCAGCAGGGACACAAUUUAGUAUUCACAAUGUCUCAUCUCAUCCGACCCAUUGAGAAACACAAACCCGCAGGCUGCUUGCUGUCAGGGUCCAUCAGCUCAGCGUGAUACGCCAGGUCGUGAGCAUCUGCGUCUCCAAACCCAGUGUCUGGGCUGCUGGUGGGCUCGUCGUCAAGCGAAGCCGGUGCAGACAGCGCUGCCUCUUGGCGACUCAUCUCCAACACUGCCACCAACAUUUCGUCGUCGUUGAUGCCGCUGAAGUCAGCAGGAUCCAUCACGGCUCCCUUCUGGAAGUGACAGCCACAGUCAGUACAUGUUGCAGAGAUGGAGGGCUCAACAUCUCAAAUGAAGAUCUCACCUCUUCUGGUCGGUCGCCAUCUUCAGACAGACAACUGCUGAGCUGUCGUCUUCGCGUUGUGUUGCCUUUUCUGGUCGGUUCCUCCUCGCUGUCGGAGUCCAGGAGAAUAGUGUUGGCAGUCUUCCCGCCGACUCGCCUGUGAGAAGUAACAUUAAUUUAUACAAUCCAUGGAGAUCUCCCACUUUCAUCUCUGCACCUGCUACAGUCACAGAAUUAUGUUGAGGCCUCACAAAUAAGCAAAGAUCCUUGACGGUUGCUCACGUUGAACAUCACACUUGUCAUAAAACACACAAUGUACGAAUGUCUGAGUACUUAGUUUUUCAUCCCCAUUUCACAAGUUUGUCAGACACAUACCUCUAUAAUUCACAAA
This is a messenger RNA of Synchiropus splendidus (mandarinfish), 5190 nucleotides long. It is a transcript of the gene ybey, whose product is annotated as ybeY metalloendoribonuclease. The transcript has 7 exons. Gene Ontology annotation, biological process: rRNA processing. The record is from RefSeq and is a predicted model, not a curated record. Bases 1544 to 2083 code for a protein of 179 amino acids. Lineage: Eukaryota; Metazoa; Chordata; Actinopteri; Syngnathiformes; Callionymidae. Gene Ontology annotation, molecular function: metalloendopeptidase activity.